UCCCGAGGACCCAUCAGCGACUUGCUGCGCGAGGCUCAUUGUUCGGAAGCCAUGGGCCAACCCCGAGUCCAACGCGCCACUGCCACGGCCCUGGCCUGCCCGGGGCCCGUGACGAGCCAGGAUAUUUAUGUCGACGCCAAUUCAGUUCCCUCCUCGAUCCCCUCUUCCUCUCCGGCCUUUCGAGGGAAGCUUCAAGAGCUGUCCGUUGAUCAGGUCCACAACAAGAGUCUUGCCCGGAGCUCCCCUCUGUACGCCCAAGCCCCCGACUCAUUCCUCACCAAAGACCUAGAGGGCGGCCCCGUCAAGUCCAGAUCCUCCCUGUCCCGCGGCUUUCGACGCCGCCCCCAAGUCGACUCGGACACCUUUGAGCCUUUGGAUGUGGUUUUGGAAGAAUCGUCCCUUUUGUCCAUUCCAAGGUCUGCUGCGACCGCGGGCUCGCCCUCGUCGCUCAGCCAGAAGUUACGCAGAGUAAUCAACGACGAGAACCAUCCAUUGUUGAACUUCAAGGUUGAAGAGUCACCUCACCAACGGUACCAGGACCACUUGGCAGGUCAGUUCGACUGGCUACUAGCCUGCCCGGCAUCAGUUAGCUACGCCAGCGACCACGGCUCCUCCGACGAUGGCGAGAACGAGACCAAGGUCUAUGGCUGCAACUUGCUGUCGCGCGAAACCCUUCCUAAUUCCUCCGCCAUUCCUUCGACUGACACAUUCUCGCUUCUAGCGACUCCCUUGACCCUCACUGAAUGCUCAUCCCUGGGCUUUGAUUACUCCCAGCUACUGGACCAUCGGCUCAACAUGUCGUUGGUUCCUCCGCCACUCUAUGAGUCUCACCAAAACCCACCACUCAAAGUACCUGAAGUGGUGGAGGUAAGGGAACAGGCCGUCUCGCCGUCGCUCACCUUGAUAAGCGAGAGGAGCAGUAGUUAUAGCAACUCUUCAAGGAACGGGUCCUUCUCGAUACCUCGCAUCGAAGACUCUCUAGAGGAGCUCGACAAGCUCGAGGAUGAGCUUGAGGCUAUCGAUGCUGUAACCCAGCCAAGACGAAUUACCUCGCCGGUCAAUGGCAGCUCGAGCAGCAAGCAUCUUGAGCCACCGUCCACGAGUAAGAAGGCAACCAUCUCAAAGAGGGUCUCGAUAGCCGGCAUGUCUGCUACAGUUCGCAUCAAGCCAUCCGCAAAGUCGGCACCAGCGCUUCGUCGAUCGACCUCCCUCGUGUUCCGCGAUAAGAAGCAGGAUGAGGCACCAGAGGGUGCACCUAAACUCAGACCGCAACCUUCACGAGGCAGACUUUCCAUCUCCCAGUCCGCCUCGCUCCAUGCACCUAUCAAGUCGACCAAACCCCCAACUGUUCCCAACUUUGAGCUUCCCGGCGAGGCUGUUGCUCGACGGCUCAAGGAACAACGUGAAGCUCGCCGUGCUCAGGCUGAUUCUCAGAAAGCUUAUGUGCCUCCCCCGAGACCCAAGUCUAGUAAGCCACCCACCAAGGCCAACUUUGAGCUUCCAGGAGAAGCCUUUUCCCGUCGGAAGCGGGAGGAGCGUGAAGCCCGCCUCAAGGCGCAGGAGGAAGAGGAGCGAAAGAAGCGCGAGUUCAAGGCAAGACCCGUGCGUACUAGUAUCACGCCGGCUAGCAUUCCGCGGGAGACAAUUGCUAGCCUAGCCCGCCAGGGCAAGCUUCCUCAAGAAGAUGAUGGAGCAAAGCAUGAGAACAAAACGAAGCGAUUGUCAGUUACGGGCUCACGAGUGGUCGCUCCUUCGGAGGCCAAGCCCUCUCAUGGCCGCGGCCGGCUUUCUACCGCAACAUCACGCGAGGAUCUUAGCAGGGGCACCUCGACAUCCGGAGGAAGUGCCAGCGGAAAACGGGCGACGCUCACUGCCGAGGAAGCACAUCAACUCAAGCUCCGUGGUAAGGAGAUCUUUCAGCGAGACAACACCAGCUUUCAACGCGAUAGAGAGCGAGAGAAACGAGAGCGUGAGGCUGCUACUCGGUUGGCGCGUGAGCAAGCGGCAGAACGCUCUAGGAUCGCCAGUCGAGAGUGGGCAGAGAAGAAGAAGCGCAAGGAGCAGCAGGCUUUGAGAGAUGUCUUGAGGGAUGGGUCGCAAGACCACUAG
Fusarium falciforme is the source of this 2109-nucleotide messenger RNA. RefSeq lists its product as hypothetical. Lineage: Eukaryota; Fungi; Ascomycota; Sordariomycetes; Hypocreales; Nectriaceae. Bases 52 to 2109 code for a protein of 685 amino acids. The record is from RefSeq and is a predicted model, not a curated record. The transcript has 2 exons.